AUGAAAGUGAUAAAGAAAAAUGAAGACGAACAAGAAGAUUUGGAACUACCUUUAUUUGAUUUUUAUACAGUAACGAUUGCCACUGAUAAUUUCUCAAAAGACAAGAAGCUCGGUGAAGGUGGUUUUGGCCCUGUAUAUAAGGGUACACUACCAGAUGGACAGGACAUUGCUGUCAAAAGGCUUUCACAUAGUUCGACACAAGGAAUGAUAGAAUUCAAGAACGAGGUUAUAUUUUGUUCUAAAUUUCAACACCGGAACCUUGUCAAGGUCCUUGGCUGUUGCAUUGAAGGACAAGAGAAAUUACUCAUAUAUGAAUAUAUGCCCAAUAAAAGUUUAGAUUUCUUUUUAUUCGAUUCUUCUCAAAGUAAACUUUUGGACUGGUCUAGGCGGUUUAAUAUUAUAAGCGGAAUUGCACGAAGGCUCCUUUACCUUCACCAGGACUCCAGAUUUAGAGUUAUACAUAGAGAUUUGAAAGCAAGUAAUGUUUUAUUAGAUGAUAACAUGAAUCCAAAAAAUUCUGAUUUUGGCUUGGCUCGCAUGUGUGGAGGUGACCAAAUUGAAGGCAGCACAAGCAGAGUAGUUGGAACAUAUGGUUACAUGGCGCCUGAAUAUGCAAUUGAUGGGAUAUUCUCCAUUAAGUCUGAUGUAUAUAGCUUUGGAAUUUUAUUAUUAGAGAUUUUAAGCGGGAAGAAAAAUAAAGGACUUUCCUAUUCAAGCCAUAGCUGCAAUCUUGUUGGGCACGCAUGGAUGCUGUGGAAAGAUGGAACACCAAUGGAAUUGAUUGAUACUUUUUUGGAAGACUCGUGCGUUCUUUCGGAAACCUUACGAUGCAUUCAUAUUGGACUUUUAUGUGUGCAACAUCAACCAGAUGAUAGACCAACUAUGGCAUUUGUGCUUAUAAUGUUGAAUAGUGAAAAUGCAUUACCACAACCAAAAGAGCCUAUCUUCUUCAUAGAGAAAGUUUCAAUUAAGGAAAAAUCUACUUCUGAUUCGAAGACAUCCUCUUCAGCCAAUGAAGUAACUGUCUCAAUAAUGGAACCAAGAUAG
Messenger RNA from Lotus japonicus, 1047 nucleotides. Its product is annotated as G-type lectin S-receptor-like serine/threonine-protein kinase SD1-1. Bases 1 to 1047 code for a protein of 348 amino acids. Gene Ontology annotation, biological process: protein phosphorylation. The record is from RefSeq and is a predicted model, not a curated record. NCBI's taxonomy places the organism in Eukaryota, Viridiplantae, Streptophyta, Magnoliopsida, Fabales, Fabaceae. Gene Ontology annotation, molecular function: ATP binding; protein serine/threonine kinase activity. The transcript has 5 exons.